This is a messenger RNA of Spinacia oleracea (spinach), 2323 nucleotides long. RefSeq lists its product as uncharacterized. The record is from RefSeq and is a predicted model, not a curated record. Lineage: Eukaryota; Viridiplantae; Streptophyta; Magnoliopsida; Caryophyllales; Amaranthaceae. The transcript has 11 exons. The coding region runs from base 109 to 1917 and encodes 602 amino acids.
UACGGAUUAGUGGAUUACUCUGGCCUUUGGCCCAAAAUUUCCAAAGCUCAAAAAUAAGAAAGAGUUCAUCUUCGUACCAAAUCGAAGUUCCAAAAUUCCCAAAAAACAAUGGGGAAAACCUCAAAAUCAAAGACGAAGAAGAAGAACAAGCAAUCAGAUGAUACUGAUACUGAACCUUCAUCAUCGUCUCCUUCAUCUUCAAGCUCCGACGAAGUCGACCGCACUUCAAAACGCCGCCGUCGACGGCACCGGAACCAUGGCGGUGGUGAAGACUACGACGAAGAAGACGACGAGAAGCGGAGUUCGAGGAGAGAUAAAGACAAACGGAGGCCAAAAAGAAAAAGAGAGCGUCGCGAAAGAGAUAGUGUAGAGAGAAAGCAUCGCAAAAGCAAACGACGGUCUCGUAGGGAUUCGAAGAAGAAGAAGAUUUCUGAUUCAGAUGAUGAGAGUGAGUUUGAUUCUUCCGGUGAUGAGUUUUUGGAAGCUGUGAGUGUUGCUAGGGGCUUGUUGCUGGAGUUUCCUGGUGUUGCUGGAGAUCUUAAGCAGCUCCUGCAAAUGAUUGAUGAUGGACAAGCCGUUGACAUCAAAGGAAUUUCCGAAAAGCCUCUAAUGAAGCAUCUCAAAAAGCUGUUUGUUUCCUUAAACCUCAAGGAAAAGGGGGACAGGGUAUUCUUGUUACGAUCUAGGGCUCGUCCCACUUUGGAGGUUAUUGGGCCUGUGUUACAGAGUGAAACGAAUGAGCAGAAAUCAGGGGAUACCCUUCCUUCUCAGCCUGAUGGUGAUGCUGGCAAAGUUACUGACGAUAUACCUUCAGCUACCAUAGGUCCUAAGUUUGAAGCUUCUGCUCCUCGAAGGAGGGUCAUUGGCCCCGAGAUGCCAUCUGCUGAGUUGCUUGCUGCAGCCGCCAAAUUGACUGAAGCUGAGGCUGAGCUUAGGGAAGCCGAAACGGUGCAAGAUGACAAUGGAGAAUUUGUUGGUCCACCACCUCCGGCGGUUGUCAUUGAGGCUGAAUCAUCUAAUGAGGCUGAGCGUUUUGAAGAGGUUGCUAGAAUUAUGGGAGGAGAGUCGGAUAGUCCUUAUGAUAUUGUGGGAGUUAACCACAAGAUGCCUGCUGAAAAUAUAAAGAAGAGGUACUGGAAACUGUCACUUAUGGUGCAUCCAGACAAAUGCCCUCAUCCACAAGCUCACCAAGCAUUCAUUAAACUGAACAAGGCUUUUAAGGAUCUGCAAGAUCCAGAUAAGAGAAAAGCAUUAGAUGAUAAAAUUAAGAAAAAAGAAGAGGAAGAAGAAAUGAAGGCGGAAUUAAGAUCAAUGCGUGAAGCUGCACAAUGGAGGCGGUUACAAGGUUUGGCUAUGGAAGGAGAUGAUAUAUUGCUUGCAGAGUUAGAUGCGAAAGCUCCACCACAACGGGAUGAAUGGAUGACGACCCUACCUCCUGAAAGAAAGCCUGGUGGUAUGCCUACACACACUACAAACUUCAGCAGAACCGCUAAAGAAGGGCGGGGUGAUACCAGUGCUUGGACGGACAACCCUUCAGACCGGGCUCAGAGGGCAAAAAUGAAUUAUUUGGAAGCCUAUAAUGAAACAACAGCACUUGCUACUAAUGAAGUAGACAAGAAAGCCUCUGACAUGGAUGCUGUUUUAGUAGACCAAUAUAACAAAGCCAAAAGAUCGAAGACCUUGGUAGAGAAACACCAAGAAGAGUCUCAGAAAAGCCGUUCGAAAAAGAAGUCGAAACAAGGGCAGAACUCGGACGGAGGAGGGGGAGAAUGGGUGGGGAAUCACCCAUGGAAGCCUUGGGACCGAGAAAAAGAUCUCUCGGCUGGGCGGCAGGAUGUUAAACUUGAUGGUGAGAAUUUGACUCAAGGUUUGACUUCUAGAUUUUCUUCUAGUUCGUUUCAGAGGAGUUUCCUAUGAAAUCUUAGACCUGAUCAUCUAUAGCCCGGCCUCUGUCCCGGUCCGAAAAAGGUACGGGUUUGGGCACCAUGAAAUAUGCAUUUUAUACCAAAACCCGAACCUGGCCUGAAAAAUCGGAGCCCGGCACGCACCAAAUUUAUGGGUCUCGACAUGAUUUUUUGUGUUAAAAGACGGCCCGGCCUGCCCCGAAAUUUGAUCACCUCUACUAUGAAUGAGAUAAGGAGUUUUGUCUAUCUUCAGAACUUUGAGGACUUGGUAAAUUUUUUUUGUAACAAGUAACAAUCGAACAUGUAUAAAUUAUGGUGAUUACCUUUGUAAUUGAUGUUUUUAUUUAGAUGUAAAAUUUUGAUUGAUUCUGAAAAACAAAGUGAAUCAAUGAAAAUGGUUUUGACCAUCAUUAUUCCCA